ACCUUCAAAGCAAAGAAGCAGAAACAGCUAUGCCCCGGAAAGUCUGACCAACAAGCAUGGGUGGAGUAACGGGUCUUUAUCGCACAUAGCUCGACCUUUACCUCAUCAUAAACGCUUCAUAAGAGCUGGGCCAAGAGAAAGAGGGUAGCGGAGGGAAUCGACCGUUUCAUAUGCGCAGCUGCAAACCCUACUUUCUCAAAAGCCAAUCAAGCUGCAGCAUCAACACAAAACUAAAAGCUGUCUUGGCGCAUCCUCCCACUGACACAGUAUACUGCUGCUCCUACUGUAUCUGAGACCGAAAGAGGAACGGAGGACGCCGGAAGGUUAAAAAAAAGAAAAAAGAAAAAGAGACGCAAUGACAAGGAGAUACUUCUAGCUGUGAAGACGAGGGACAGCCAAGGAUUAAGAGGGGGGAUUGUGGCGGCCACAGCGGUCUUCAGCAGAGGUUGGUCAUGAUCGGACGCGCAUUAUGGGUAUGUAAGACUCGGGCAGGAAAGAGGGGUAGCAAGCCUGGGAUUCUGCCUUUUCUAUGCGCGGUGAUAGCGUGCUCAGCCCUGUCGGCUCUGCUUUUCGUGGACUUCAUUGAAUCAUGGGUCACCUCCAUGGGAAUGAACACGGUGGUGGAGCCGCACAUCGGGAUCAUCCCACCGCAAAGCGUCCCUCCUACCAGACCGGAGGAAUUUUUGCUCAUGCCUAGCCCACUUGUGUGCCAACGUGCCAAGCCUUACCUCAUCAUGAUGGUUACUUCGGCUCCUGCCAAUCAGAGGGCCCGCCAAGCCAUCAGGGACACUUGGGGAGGGGAGGUGGAGGUGAGAGGUCUGCGGGUCAUGACCCUCUUCAUGGUCGGCGUGGCGUCUGACCCCGGACUGGCUAAGCUGCUGAUAGAAGAGGCUCGGGAGAAGGGAGACCUGGUUCAGGGGCGUUUUUUGGACACGUACUCCAACCUCACCCUGAAGACUCUGUCCAUGCUGGGCUGGACCCGGAGGUUCUGCCCUCAGGCUCACUUCAUGGCCAAAGUGGAUGAUGAUGUCCUGUUCAAUCCCAGCGCUCUCCUACACUUUCUGAAUAAGAGCCGUAACCCCUAUGAACAAGGAGACUUGUACCUUGGCAGGGUGCAUCUCCAUGUGGCUCCCGACCGGGACCCGGACAGCAAGCACUACCUUCCCUCAGGAGCCUACCCUCCUUCUGUCUUUCCAGACUAUUGCAGUGGCACAGCCUAUGUAUUGUCCCGGUCUGCAUUGCUCAAAAUUUCCCUGGCAGCCUCUGCAUCACCUUUAUCCACACCUCUUCCGCCCGAGGAUGUGUUUGUAGGCUUGUGUGCCCGGGCAGCUGGAGUGCUCCCCUCACACUGCCCUCUCUUCUCCGGUGGACCAAGUAUGCCGUACGGACGCUGCUGCUAUCAGGCCAUGGUGUCCAUCCACCACAUCCCACCCAGAGACAUGCUGCACUAUUGGGCUGAUGUGCAUUCACCACCUCCCUGCUCCUGGUUGAAUGUACGUGCUUCUUUGGGGAUUUGCAAAGUCCGAGCGAUGCUGGGCACAGCUCUGGGGUUGGAGCAAGGAUUGUGAGGGUUAACGGAAAGCAAACUCUGACUUAUUUGGAGGCUGUGCCUCGCUUCAAUACUGUGAACAGCACAAGUGCUCUUUAGGCUGCGAAGCUACACGUGCACUACGAAAAUGCUACUUUGUUUAAUUUGAAAGCUUUAUUUUUUUAAACACCUCAACGUACUUAUGUAUCUUAUUUUGCUGAAAAGGGAAGAUCAGCUGGUAGUACAGGGAGCUGUCAGGAUCAGCUGUAGUAUAGGGGUGUCUGCUGCCUCCCACAUUAUUACACUGACACGAACUGUAGAUGUAGAGCAAAGUUUAGCAUGCUGAUGCUUUACAGUAAGGACGCACAGCAGCAACUGCACAUUAAAACAACAUUGUUUGUCUAACUAAGUCUAAUGAUUAUAGGCUGCUACUUUCAACACCUGCACAGGCCUAUAGUCUAGGCCAAGUAUAAUAGUUUAAAUGCAUGUUCACAAAAAAUAGGACUGAUAUAAAAUCACAGGCUUAUUACACAGCAAUAACGAAGUUUUAGAAUCACCAAUAAUGACUAGAGUAUUUUAUUUUAUUUUUUUUUUAAGGAGGGAUUUAUGAUGUUAUUCAGCCACAAGGGCACAAUAUUCACAUACAAUAGGAAGGGAUUACCUCGAUUAGAUACAGGGAUCUUUGGGGGGGGGGGGGGUCAUGAAGGCUUCACAUUACAUUAAAUAGCUGAAACAGAAUGCAUGAUAAUUAUUUUCUUAAACAACUGAAAAUAAAACUAAUGUGAUGCACAGCUGAAUAUUUAUGUAUCUGACAAGUAUUACUUAUAAGAUUCCUUUCUUAUGGCGAGAUUACACACUGACUGGCAGCUUUGCAAUGCUGUGUGAGUUUUAUGGUCAACUGUGCCAGACUCGGAUGACGUACAUUUUCAAUGAGGCUGCUAUUUGUCAAUAAAACCUCGGGCUGUUAUUCUCACCCACAAUGUUAAAGGGAAACGUUGAUCCACUGUACUCAGGAAAAAUAUGUAUGACAUUAAAGCAACCAAUAAACUACUCAGUAAUGAAAAAUAGGUCUGU
This is a messenger RNA of Pelmatolapia mariae (spotted tilapia), 2602 nucleotides long. RefSeq names its product UDP-Gal:betaGlcNAc beta 1,3-galactosyltransferase, polypeptide 4 (gene b3galt4). Bases 453 to 1568 code for a protein of 371 amino acids. Gene Ontology annotation, molecular function: N-acetyl-beta-D-glucosaminide beta-(1,3)-galactosyltransferase activity. Lineage: Eukaryota; Metazoa; Chordata; Actinopteri; Cichliformes; Cichlidae. The transcript has a single exon. The record is from RefSeq and is a predicted model, not a curated record. Gene Ontology annotation, cellular component: Golgi membrane.